This is a messenger RNA of Doryrhamphus excisus (bluestripe pipefish), 1503 nucleotides long. It is a transcript of the gene phlda2, whose product is annotated as pleckstrin homology-like domain, family A, member 2. NCBI's taxonomy places the organism in Eukaryota, Metazoa, Chordata, Actinopteri, Syngnathiformes, Syngnathidae. Gene Ontology annotation, molecular function: phosphatidylinositol phosphate binding. The record is from RefSeq and is a predicted model, not a curated record. Gene Ontology annotation, biological process: positive regulation of apoptotic process.
AAAAAGUGUUGUUCCACACCGGUUCAUUCACAAAGCCACUCCGGAUUACUCCAACCCCGUGAGAAGCUCCUUCUCCGGGCUGACCCACUUUGUUGUGUCACAACUUUUCACAAAAUGAAAAUGUCCGCGGCUGAGCGCUCCCAUGUGCUCAAGGAGGGCGAGUUGGAGAAGAGGAGCGACAAUCUGCUCCAGUUUUGGAAGAGGAAGACGUGCGUCCUGACCACGGACAGCCUCAAUAUGUACGCCGACACGCAGAAGCGCUCCCGGGGCAAAGAGCUGAAGCUGCAGUGCAUCAAGAAAGUGGACUGCGUGGAGCGCACCGGCAAGUUCGUCUAUUUCACCAUCGUCACCACCGACAACAAAGAGAUAGACUUCCGUUCCUCCGGGGAGGACAACUGCUGGAAUGCGGUCAUCACCAUGGCCCUCAUCGACUACCAGAACCGGAAGGCCAUAGAGGACUUUAAGACGCGCCAGGACAAUGAGAGCGCGUCCCCGGGCCAGCAGGAGAGGCGCAUGGCGAGGGCUCCCUGAGCCCCCCGCCCACCCAUAAUCAAUAUCUCCUAAUAUGGGUGUGUGUGGGACCACACGUGAAAUAAUCAUUGUCGGACCAAAAGAAAAGGGCACAGAUGACGUCAUCCGGUCCGGACACGCAGGAUUGUGGACUGAGCUGUCAUGGUGUCGCUUUUAAAGCUCCCACCAGAGAUUUUCCAAACUGCACUCACAUGGACUGAAGAGUGAAAUUUGCUCCACUUGAGGGGGAGAAGAUUUUUUUUUUAAGUUAAUUUAUUCGUUUCCAGGAAAUUGUGUCUCUACUGGUAAACUUGUGCUUGUGUAUUGUUUAAAUUAUUUGCUAUUUCCAAGUGUGGAAUGUGUGUAUUUAUUACAAUAAAUAUUCAUGCUUUUUUGGACAUAAUCUGAACUUUUCUGGAUGUUGUAUUGUUCAGCAAUAGAGUGGGACAUUUUGGUGCAGACUGAGGUCAUUUUACUUCAUGUCUAAGUGUGUGAAUUGCAAUGAGGAAAUGGAUCCAAAUGAAAUUCCCACAGGCUUUCUUAAUGGCACGAUUAAACGCAUAGACAAGAAAUAGGCUUUGCUGUGACAUACAGUAUGUGCCAAGCGUAUUCCUCAUUGCAUGUCUCCUGACCUUGCCGGCAGUAGCAGUUAUAUUCUUUGCCCUGCCAAAGUUCUCAGCAUAGCCACAUUUCUCAGUAAAUGCCAGGCAUGCUCUGUCAAAUGAGGAAAGGCGGACCGGAAAGUCCCUUUCCUUUCUGCUGUCAGGUGGAAUGUGGUUCUUUAUUCAGGCUUCAGUCAUAACUGAUAAGCGGCGCUGGCUUUGUGGGCAGCAGACACACCUUAACUACUUCCAAGGUGUGGCAGAUGCAUGUGACAGAUUGGUUUGGCACAUAUCUGGCGUUUCAUAAUGUCUGAAGGUUGUUGGCUGCUGUUUAAACAUGCACUCGCUCCUUGUCGGAUCGAUUUUAUGCUUUUGUUAUAGCUCAGUUUCU